UUAUCUCUCUUCUUCAUGAUCAUCUUUUUUUUCUAUCUUCAUGUCAUUACAUCAUGCAUUCUUGACCCUCUUUUGCUCCUUAUUUUCUCCUUUCUUCUAAUACAUUUCAUUUGUAUUAUUCAUCAUAUUAAACAUCAUAUAUACAAUAUACCUUAGCUAGCUAGCUUGGUUUACGUACGUAAUCUUUUGUUUCUUUCAUUAUCUAUUGUGUUUUGCUUUGUUUCAAAUCAAAUCGUCUGUUGUCGUUGUCGCUGUUGUUGUCUUCGUGGUUGUCGAUCCAUCAUGUCACUGUUCCGGCGAUCAUUCUCUAGGAGGCUUCCUGAUCGUCUUCUUGAAAUAUCUGAACGUAUAUAUGUGUUCGAAAGCUGCUUCUCAACUUCCGUUAAGAGUGAAAAAGAAAGCAAGUCAUACCUAGGUGGUAUUGUAAAAAGUUUGCAUAACUGCCAUCCUGGUGCUUCUGUCAUGGUGUUUAACUUCCGAGAAGGGGAGCAAAUGAGCUUACUGUCAGACAUACUGAUUGAUUAUGACAUGACAGUGGUGGAUUACCCUUGCCACUAUGAGGGAUAUCCUCUACUUCCGUUGGAGAUGAUUCACUACUUCUUAAGAUCUAGUGAGAGCUGGUUAUCUUUAGAGGGUCAGAAGAACGUGAUCCUGAUGCACUGUGAGAGCGGUGGUUGGCCUGUGCUUGCGUUCAUGCUAGCAGGUCUCCUGCUUUACAGGAAGCAAUACAGUGGGGAGCAAAAGACUCUUGAAAUGGUAUAUAAACAAGCUCCUAAGGAGCUCUCUUCUGUUAUAUCCCCAAUAAAUCCUCGAGCUUCUCAGUUAAGAUACCUUCAGUACAUUACGGGAAGAGAUUCAGCUUCAGAAUGGCCUCCGUCAGAUGCACCUGUAAUAAUAGACUAUCUCCUACUAAGGAAUCUUCCUUUAUUAAAUGGUGGGAAAGGUUGCAGGCCUGUGGUUCGAGUGUAUGGCCAGGACCCUUCGGCAAAGACAAAUAGUGCUCGGCUUAUAUUUUCAUCAUUCAUGGCAGAUGAACCUGCUUUAAAUUAUUCAAAGGAAGAAUGUGAGUUCGUGAAAUUAGAACUUCGUUGUCAGAUCCAGGGUGAUGUUUUCCUCGAGUGUAUCCAUUUGCAUGACGAUCAAGUUUCAGAAGAAAUGAUAUUCAAAGUCAUGUUUCACACAGGAUUUGUCCAAUCAAACGUAUUGGAUCUCAACUGUGACGAUAUGGAUGUUCCCUGGAACACUAAGCUCGCUAGGAAUUUUAAAGCAGAGGUUCUCUUUCGAGACAUGAAUGAAGUACCGGUAAACAUUACCUUGGAAUUAGGAGCUGGGGAAGAAUACAAUGAUUCCGACAAUGAAUUUUUUGAGGUUGAAGAGAUUUUUACACCUUUGCCAGAGAGCGCAGACAGGAAGGUUAACGACAGUACAAUAGUUCCAGAGACAUAUUUGGUGGAUAAUAUUAACAGAGACUGCACAUUGCACAAUGGCACUCCUAGAUGGGAUUUGGAAGCUGAAGAAAUAGAUGAUAAUUCUUCAGAACAGAAAGUUCUUAAUGAUAAUUCUUCAGAACAGAAAGCACUCGAUGAUAUUCCUUCAGAACAGAAAGCUCUUGAUGAUAUUUCUUCAGAACAGAUUGCUCUCGAUGAUAUUUCUACAGAACAGAAAACAUUCGUUGAUUUUUCUUCAGAACAGAAAGCUCUUGAUGAUAUUUCUUCAGAACAGAAAGCUCUCGGUGAUAUUUCUUCAGAACAGAAAACACUCGAUGAUAUUCCUUCAGAACAGAAAGCUCUUGAUGAUAUUUCUUCAGAACAGAAAGCUCUCGAUGCAGGGAAUCACAAACAAGCUUCAGAAGCAGAAUCUAAUAUAACGAGCACUUCAUCAAAAAAUAUUGUAGUGGUUGAUUUAUGUGGAAGCGAAAUACAAGAUGUGAAAGUGGAGAUUGAACAAAAACCCGUCAUUACAAGUCCUGCUAGACCAAAACAGAACAAGAAAAACAAAUGGCAAGAAAUCACAGCAAAGACAAUUAAGCAAAAUAGGGUAAUCUCACAGUGGGUGCCACGCGUAAAAACACCACAAGUGCCUGAGGCAAACAAAUCGAAAGCACCGGUAUAUAAGUGGAUUCCCAAAGGACCAGCUACACCUGCAGAGGCUGCAGGUGGUGAAUAAAUCAAUAGGUUUUGCUGUUGCUGGUCUUUUCUGAGAAUUUUAUUGUCCAUUCCAGCUAAGCUGAUGGAAGCAAGUUCACAAUUACAGUGAGAGCUAAAAUGAGAUAAUGUAUGAAUUUUGGGUACUUUAAAUGGUACCUAAUACUGUAUGCAUAUUAUAAGGUUGUAUUAUUAUUAUUAUUAUUAUUAUUAUAGAUAUAAUAACCGGUAUUUCUGGAUCUUUUCAGAUUUUUAUGGCAACCAAUCAUGUUUGUGUGCGUGUAUUUUCCCUUUUUUUUUUUUGGGGGGGGGGGGGGGUGGGGGGUGAAUUUUCUUGCUAUUAGUAUGACUUAUCUGUAGCCAAGCUUCAAAGGGUCUGAAAGCACAAAUGUAAAGUUUUCGUAAUCUUCUCAAGUAAUUACGCUGCUUUAAGUCAGAUCAGGUCCAUCAGGAUUCUCUACAAGAAAAGAGACGGUUUACUAACUGGAUACCAUUUCACUUCCUACCUCAAUUCAUUUAGAGGAGAAGAUCCUUUCUCAUUAAGAACCUCAAUUCAUGGAUGUAGAAAACGGUCAACAGAUGCAUGACACUUUUGUUUUCAGUGCAUGGACUAUGGAGAUAGGUAUUCCAUAGAUAAGCUAAUCAGAAGACAUGAAUAGGACAGAGGACAUUAAGUUUGUUCUAAUAUGACGAGUUAAACAAACUUUUAU
Chenopodium quinoa (quinoa) is the source of this 2854-nucleotide messenger RNA. RefSeq names its product formin-like protein 20. Lineage: Eukaryota; Viridiplantae; Streptophyta; Magnoliopsida; Caryophyllales; Amaranthaceae. The coding region runs from base 283 to 2166 and encodes 627 amino acids. The transcript has 4 exons. The record is from RefSeq and is a predicted model, not a curated record.